GCCAUCCUGUGUACCAAAUACUGCUAAUCUUUCUUUUUCCAGAAGUCUCCUGAAAUCAUGGCUUUGUCUGCCUGGGCUCCAGAGACAUUUGCUUGUCCCAUAUGCUUGGAAACAUUGAAAGAUCCCACUACGCUUCCCUGCGGACACAGCUACUGUCUCUUGUGCGUCCAGAGGCAUUGGGAUCAGACAGCAUCUGCAGGCUUUUACGAGUGUCCUCAGUGCCGACAGCGGUUCGACCCAAGACCCGUUCUGGCCAGAAGCAACGUUCUUAUGGAGGCUAUGGAGAAACUGAGACUGGGUGGGCAUGAGAACCCAGAAACUUCUUUGAGUCAGUCGAUCACUUCGUCGUCUCAGUUGUCCCCCUCUGACGCCUCUCAGGGUGUGCUGUAUCCCACUCUGCCCUCCAGCUCGCCCCGUUUGUGUCCGCUGCAUCAGCAGCUGUUGGAACUGUACUGCUGUGACGAGAAAGAAGACAUUUGUGAGGAGUGUAGCCUUCAUGAACACAAAGGUCAUCAGGUGGUCCGAGCAGAAGAAGACAGAGAAAGGGUUCAGCAAGAGUUGAAUGCUAAGAUACAGAAGAGCAUUGCUGACAGAGAGAGGAUCAUUCAGAGCAUUCUUCAAGUUUCUCAGACACACAAGAGCUCCAUUCAGAAGUUGAUGAUGGACAGUCAGACAUUCUUCACCGAUGUCUUGAAGAGCAUUGAGCUCAACUGCUCUCAGGUGCUUGAACUCCUUCAGGCUCAUGAGAAUUCUUCUUCUAGCCACAUAGACGCCCAAAGCUACAGACUACAGCAAGAGAUCACCCAACUGCACAUAAAACAAGAAGAGCUGCGGAGGCUGGACGCCAUUCGCCAUCCUGCUACCUUCUGCAAUUUAAUGGUGGCGGUGGAUUCUUCAGCGCAGGCCAACAGCGGCACGAUGAAGAUCUGGACUCCAGAAUCCGUGAUAUCUGGGGUCAGAUCAGCUCUAGAGGUUUACAGACAGGGACUUGAUGAUCUCACCAAAACCAGCCUUGCCAGUAUCUUUCGAGUUGUGAAUGAUGUUGCUGCUGUGGCGCAAACAGCAACUGAUGGAGAUGUCAUUACCAGCAACUCACAGCUGUCUAUACAAAACACAGAAAUAAAGUCUGACUCUACAAGACCGAAAGUCAGAGCUUCUUCUACUCAGCGUUCACAAGAUCAACACAAGAAGCAGAACUGUUCCUCUGCAAACACAGUGGAAAGAUCAGCUGUCUGUUGUGUGUUGAAUCCAGCACCCAAAACCAGAGAGGAAAUGCUUAAAUUCCGCAUUGAGCCUAAACUUGAUCCCAACAGUGCUUACCGUCAAAUCCGUCUGUCUGAUACAAGUCGCAAGGCGACUCUCUGUGCCGAGAACCAGAAUUACCCAGAGAAGCCCGAGCGCUUCAUGUACUGGAGGCAGGUGAUGUGUGUUGAGCCGUUGGCUGGAAGCCCCUACUACUGGGAAGUGGAGUGGACCGGGCAGAGGGUGACAGUUGGUGUGGCGUACAGAAACAUGGCACGUUCUGCAGCUGAUGACAGUGCUAGAUUGGGACACAAUACGAAGUCAUGGAGCCUGUACUGGUCCGGUAAAGCUUUCUUUAUGUGGCAUGCUGGAAAAGAAACUGCACUGACAGGACCCAAAGCCAAACGCAUUGGGGUUUACGUGGACCAGCAGGAAGGUUUACUGGCGUUCUACCGAGUCUCCCAUAAUCAGGCUCAGGAAAUAUGUUGCGUUCACACACAUUUCGAUGGACCGCUUUUCCCCAGUUUCCGCUUCUGGUCUGGAGUCGGCUCUACCAUCACCAUCUGUGAGCUUCAAUAGUGAUAUGUGAAGAUUAUCUCUGGAGAACCUCUGACAUAUUUUCUCCAUCAUUUCCUCAGUCUGCAGUGUAAGCGUGUGCACAGCUACAGUUAAUAAUGUUAAAGAUACAUAGCUGUCUUUCUGUUUCUGUCUGCACCAAUACCAACAAUAGCUACUCUUUGACAGGAAUGAAUAAUAAAAUACUAACUUGAAGCACAUUCUGUGAAAUUAUUUGUAAACCUUGACCUAGUGUGAUUAUGCUGCCAUUAUUUCUCAUUUGUCUGCUACUGAAAAGUAGCUACUGUAUGUAUUUUGACAAAGGAUUUAUUUUGUACACAUUGAGAAAAUCGAAAGCUGAAAGAUUUAAUUUUCUCUAGGAAUGUGUGAAACAAUCUGCAUUCAGCAAAGACAAAAAUAAAUAUUAUUAAAAAAGUGCACUUUUUGCUUAAUACAGAGAGUGGCGUC
Triplophysa rosa is the source of this 2265-nucleotide messenger RNA. RefSeq names its product finTRIM family, member 86 (gene ftr86). Gene Ontology annotation, molecular function: zinc ion binding; protein binding. Lineage: Eukaryota; Metazoa; Chordata; Actinopteri; Cypriniformes; Nemacheilidae. The transcript is spliced from 9 exons. The record is from RefSeq and is a predicted model, not a curated record. The coding region runs from base 58 to 1821 and encodes 587 amino acids.